GCAGAAAUGGAGAGUCAAGUAUCUAGUACUAAAAUAUUUGAGAAAUUCACAUGGAAAAUUGAGAACUUCUCUCGCUUAAAUGUUGAUAAGAUGUACUCCGAUCCUUUUAUCCUUUGCGGCUAUCCAUGGAGGAUUCUUCUGUUUCCAAAGGGGAACAAGACCAAAGGUGCAGUCGACCACUUAUCAAUUUAUUUGGAGGCUGUGAAAACUGAAUAUGCCUCUGAGGGAUGGAUCAGAGAUGUCAAAUUUAAGUUAGUUGUAUUCAAUCAGCUCGAUUCCAACAUGACAAUAAUCUCAGAAACUACGCAUAAGUUUAAAGCAAAUGAGAGUAACUAUGGUUAUUUAUCUUUCAUGAAGUUAUCCCAGCUUCGUAAUCCUAAAAAGGGGUUUAUUGUGAAGGAUGUUUGUAUUGUUGGGGCAGAAGUUUUUGUCUGUAAAACAUUUGAGAAACCAGUGAAUCAAGCAGCUGAGCUAACUGUUUCCCUAGCAUCUGGAAGUCAAAAUGGGCAUGUGAAAGUGGAUGUCCCAAUACCAAACCCUGAAGUUCAAGGCCCAACUAUGGAAGUAUGUUCUGAUGAUCCUCCAUCCAUUGAGCGUCCACGGAAGAGAAGUCGCAAGUUUACUGAUUUGGCAUUUGCCGUAUUGGGGAGAAUUCUUUAUUUCCUUAGGACUAAAAAAGUGAAAGAUAUGGAUGAGCAAGCUUGUAAGGAACUUCAAGUUUUAUGGAAUGAGCUUAAAAAAUUUAAAUUUGAUCUUACUUGGCUAGAGCCACAAGUUCAAUGUGCUUUAGGAAUGAAAAGUUUUGUGGAGAAAGCUCUACAGGUUGAAAAAUUGAAGGAAAAUAUUGAAGCUAUAGAACUUGAAACGGGGAGACUAAAAGCAAAAUUGGCUGCUGCUGAGGUAAAUCUUAACGUAGAAAGAGACUUGUUGAAAGCAAAAGGCAUCAAAGAAAGAGAUUUGGAUUCUGAAUUGGGGUCUGGAAGUUGGAAGCCAUAGAUAGACCUAUGGAUAAACAUGGAUUGAUUUCAAUGAAUGCUACGGAGUUUUGUAUUCUUAAGUAUAUUAUUAUAUAAUAAUGCAAGUGUAUUAAUU
This is a messenger RNA of Trifolium pratense (red clover), 1092 nucleotides long. Its product is annotated as MATH domain and coiled-coil domain-containing protein At3g58270-like. Lineage: Eukaryota; Viridiplantae; Streptophyta; Magnoliopsida; Fabales; Fabaceae. The transcript is spliced from 3 exons. The record is from RefSeq and is a predicted model, not a curated record. Bases 7 to 996 code for a protein of 329 amino acids. Gene Ontology annotation, molecular function: protein binding.